Argentina anserina (silverweed cinquefoil) is the source of this 1234-nucleotide messenger RNA. Its product is annotated as transcription factor bHLH153. Gene Ontology annotation, biological process: regulation of transcription by RNA polymerase II. The coding region runs from base 449 to 880 and encodes 143 amino acids. Gene Ontology annotation, molecular function: RNA polymerase II cis-regulatory region sequence-specific DNA binding; DNA-binding transcription factor activity, RNA polymerase II-specific; protein dimerization activity. The transcript is spliced from 7 exons. NCBI's taxonomy places the organism in Eukaryota, Viridiplantae, Streptophyta, Magnoliopsida, Rosales, Rosaceae. Gene Ontology annotation, cellular component: nucleus. The record is from RefSeq and is a predicted model, not a curated record.
CUCCCUUUCCUCUGGUCUCUAUUGGUUCAUUCAAAUUCAUUCCUCAAGUAAAGUUCCAUGCUUCUCUGUAUUUCAGUGUUCGAGGGAAGUUACCAGUACGAAUAGUUUGACUACUGUGUAAAGUUUCAUACUUUACAAAGUAUCCAAGAGAGUGAGCCAAAAAGUUUCACUCUCUAAGCACAAGAGAAGAAACUGACAAAGCUUCAGAGGGGAGGAGCACCUGGGUUGUCUCUGACUAGCAGUUUCUGGAGGAGGUGGGUUUUCAGGGACUCUGAACCCAAUAUGAUUGUUAGCUCUCUCUGUAAUGCAAGCACCAGGUUCUCGCACCUUCUUCAGGAUUGAGGAAACUAUACUCCAAUUUUCCAGCAUUCCAUCAAUUGUGGAGGACAUCGAGUGAUCGGAAUAAAAGUGAUUCAACGAUGGAGAAGAAGGUAUUGAUGUCAGAAAGAUGACAGAACACAAAAGAAGCCCCUGCUCUAUUGACCAAAGCAGUGUCACUGCUGUUGCAUCGAAGCGACAUAAGACUGAAUUAUCCAUGUCAACAAAGGAGAGAAAAGAGAAGCUUGGUGAACGAAUUUUGGCUCUACAACAGCUUGUUUCUCCAUUCGGAAAGACAGAUACUGCUUCUGUCUUGUUGGAGGCAAUGGAUUAUAUCCGCUUCCUUCAUGACCAAGUCAAGGUGUUGAGCGCUCCAUACCUACAAAGUACGCCAACAGCUAAGAUGCAGGAAUUGCAGCCAUUCAGCUUGAGAAGCAGAGGUAUUUGUCUCGUUCCGGUUGAUUGCACAGUUGGAGUUGCUCAAAGUAAUGGUGCAGACAUCUGGGCUCCCAAUAAGACUACUUCCCCUAAAUUCGAGAGCGUGUCCUCAAAUUCCUAUUGAUAGAUAUUGUCGAGUCAACCAUUCAAAAAUCCAAAGGUAAUGGAUUGAGGCAGUGUAAAGGGUAACCAAUCAUUUCUAAAGAACAACUAAUUUCCUGAAGCGGAAGAGGAUUCAUAACUGAGAUUUUUAGCAUGACGCCUUCCGAAUGCAGUCAUGCAGGACCUUCAUUUAAUGAUUGGUGGUAUGAUGAGUUUCUAGUCCUCCAGGUUUUAUUGUUUACUUGAAAAUUUGCAGAAUGUAUAUGUAUAAACCUAUGCUAUAAAUCUUGGGUUCUUAUAAACAUAUUUAUAAACCUGGGUUCAUAUAAACGUAUGUAUAAACCUGCUUUACCAAUUCUGUGGUUUGCCCCUUCCA